AUGGCGGUCUUACCGCCUGGACAUCCUCAGGGAAAGGGAUACGCAAGAGUGCAGCGAGUGGACGAGGCGUACAAGCUCUACAGUACAACCUGCAUCUCACAUGCUUCAGAUUGAGAGAGCUUGCUAAUAUCGGCAUAGACUACUUGACCGAGAACAUCGUCGACAACCGCAACUUGCGAGUGCACCUCUGGGACAUUAGUAACUUCCCCGCAGUCUUUGUUCGUUGCAACUGUGGCAACUCGCAGUCUCAUCCACCAAGUGAGAGUAUUGCGCGAAUGGCUGUGGGCCCCGGCUGGCAGACGUUCAACGCAAUGUCGCCGAUGCCCAUACCUCAACCUUCCGCUUAUGUGAAUGCAGCGGUCGCCAUGCCGCCUCCCAUGUCGAUGCCUCUCCCUGUGCAAGCCAACGAACAGCAGAUCAUUGCAGCCAUGCAAAGACUCCAGCUCAAUCCUCAAAAUCCAAACCACCGCGCUCAGUUCGCCCAGGUCGUCAACGCCCAUUUCGCGCAAGAAUCUCAGCCUCCACCUCAAGCCCGACCGCCUCCUCCAAUGUCCCACACCUCGCCUCCACCUCUACCACCACAAGCAUACCCCCUCUACAUCACCAACACCACCGGAGCCCCCGUCAACGCCGCCCACGGUCUCAUCCAGACCGAAGCCCGCGGCAUCUUCAUUUCCAAUCUGAGUUUCAAAUCCACGGAAGGCGAAAUCGAACAGUACUUCAGCAAACCAGGCAAGAUUGUCAAGAUCGAUCUGCAAAAGGACGCGAAUGGGAAAUCAAAGGGUAAUGCCACGAUUCAGUAUGCUACUGCGGAGGCCGCGCAGGAUGCGGUACGGAUGUACCAUCGGAGGGAGUUCAUGAAGAUGGUGUUGAAGGUCAGGGCGGAUAGGGAGAGGACUGCGAUUAACGCUCCUGCUCAGCAGGCCAAAGGAGGGGCGCAACAGCAGAAGGUGGGGAGGAGAGGGGAAGAGCCUACGAUUGUCAACGGCAGUCAGGUGAGUUCUACUUCUUCUGCUUUGUGCUCUUGCUCUGCUUGAUUGUGUGGCAGUAACUGAGUCCCAGACCUAAAGGCACCUCGCAAGGACAGCGCAAUCAGCGGCCUUCCCUUCAAGAGCUGA
Molecule: messenger RNA, 1118 nt
Organism: Lecanosticta acicola
Lineage: Eukaryota; Fungi; Ascomycota; Dothideomycetes; Mycosphaerellales; Mycosphaerellaceae
Source: the annotation of a GenBank genome assembly